Molecule: messenger RNA, 1530 nt
Organism: Rhizophagus irregularis DAOM 181602=DAOM 197198
Lineage: Eukaryota; Fungi; Glomeromycota; Glomeromycetes; Glomerales; Glomeraceae
Source: RefSeq, a predicted model, not a curated record
AUGAACGAAGAAAUUAAAAUUUCACAUCAAAUUAAUCCACUUGUUGAAACAAAGAUUGUUGAUAAUGACUUUUUUGCAUUGGUUGCGACAUGGAUUAACAAAAAAGAUCCUGUGAAAGAUCUGUACACUUGGUCUAACACACCAUUUAAAUUCACUCCUUUAUUUCGUAUGAAAGAUGCUACAGAUUUCUACCAUCAAAAUAAUAAUUAUUAUAAUAAAUCAACAGAUAGGUUAUUACCAACAAUGAAAUGUCAUCAUGGACCUUCAUUGAUGAUAAUGAAACUUAAAUCAUCAGGAAAGAUAAUCGGAACCUAUAAUCCUGUCAGUUGGAAACAAAAGUUAGGCAGGUCAGGUUUAUGCGAAUAUGAAAAUACAUCAGAAAGUUUUAUUUUCUCAAUCGAAGAUGCGAUUGGAACUAAUUAUAUAUUAAGUCGGGUUAAAAAUUUUCGUCGAGCAAUUUGUUCAGAAGAAGUAUAUUCUCGCAAUUAUAAUACUGAAGUUCCCAAUGGAGUCUUAUUAAGAUUUGGGGAAGGUUUACAAUUUUAUUAUGAAGAAGAUUAUAGAGGGGAAGAAUCGGUACUUUGUCAUAUUAAGCGAAAUGAUUCUUAUGAACAACCAGCUAUAAUACCUGAAGGAGUUUACACUAUUGAUGAAUGGGAAAUUUUUAGAGUCUCUAAAAGGGAUAGUAAAUUUCAAACUCGAACUUAUUCUCCCGUUAUAUCGAAAUAUACUACAUUUAACUAUAUUUUUACGAAUCCAUCUCGUAAAAUUAAAAUUAGAAAUCCCAUUCGAAAAAUUAGGAAUUCACAUCGUAAAAUUAUUUGUGAUGGUUUUAGACCUCAUCAAAUUAUUGAGGACGAAUUUAUAGCAUUGAUUUCAACAUGGAUUGAAGGAGAAAAUUCCACGGAAGAAUUAGAUGAUCCAUAUGACGAUUUUCUAGAAAUGCCAUUUCAAUUUACACUCCUGUUUAGAAUGAAUGGUCGAUCAAAAUCUCAUGAAAAAUAUUAUAAUCAGUCAACAUAUAAUUUAUUACCAACAAUGAAAUGUCAUCAUGGACCUUCACUAAUGAUAAUGAGGAUUAAAGAUUCUGAAGAAAUAAUUGGUGCUUAUAAUCCUAUAAAUUGGAAAUUAGACUUAUCAGAUAAGAAAACGUAUGCUACUACAACUGAAAGUUUUAUUUUUUCAUCUAAAGAUGAAUAUGGAACGGAAGCUACAUUAAGCCGAGUUAAAACUCCUGAUAAAGCGAUUUCUCAGACGAGUGUAUAUCCCAAUGGUAUUCUGUUGAAAUUUGGAGAAGAUUUGAGUUUUAUCUAUAGACACGGGAAUAUACAUACUGAUGAGCCAGAUUAUGGAUUUGAUGAUGAUAUUAUAUGGCCUCAUGUUAUUUGUCACAUUAAAAGUGAUGGACUUUACGAACAACCAACUAUAUUACCUGAAGGCAGAUAUGAGAUUGAUGCAUGGGAAAUAUAUAGGGUUACAAGAACAGAUAAAUAAAUAAUAUUAUAAUUAGAUUUGAAUGUAAAAUAAAUA